AUGGACGUCCUCUUCGAUACAAUCAACGUCCAGGAUCUUCUUUCCUCGCCCGAAUCCGCCUCCUCGCCGCUAUCGGCGCCGGAUCUUCGCCUCCUCAUAUCUCGCCUCGACGCCCACUCGCUGAGGAUCAAAUCCACCGUCCAAUCGUACCUCCUCGCGCACCACGACGAAUUCGCCUCCCUGUUCUCCCAGUGCUCCGACAUCGUUUCCAGGUCGGAGCGUCUAUCGGACGAUGUCGUAGCGCUGCUCAAGCUGAUAUGCGAUCAGCCAAUCGAGGCGGAUGUCGGAAGGAUCGUUCGGAAAAUUGUGGAGAAGAGGCUGGAGGCGAGGGAGAAGAGGGAGGUUCUGCAGUUUGUCGGGGUUGUUUUGGAAUUAGAUAGAAAGUUUGGGGUGGUUAGAGAUGAUGUGAAAAGUGGUAGGGUGGUUGAGGCGGCGGAUGGACUGAGGGAGCUGAAGAUUGCCAUUGGAGUUGGGGGCGGCAGCGAUGCUGAGGUGGCAGCCGAAGGUGAGCCGGAGGUGUAUGGGAUUCUCAAAAGGCAAUGGACGGAAUGUUUUGAGGAGAUUCAAGAGCUGCUUUUGAGGUUUAUGGAGAAAGCAGUGAAAAUUGAGCAGGGCGGUAAUGCACUGCAUAUUAAGCAUCAGAUGAGUGUGAACGGGAUUGAUGGGCUAGAGCUAUACACUGUUUUGAAAGCACUGGAUGUUGCUGGCAUACUCGAUUAUGGGCUUGCUAAAGUUGCAGACUUGAUUAUUAAAUAUGUUCUUACUCCGCUAGUGAGUUGUACUGCGACUCCAUAUAUAGAAGAAAUCAAUCAGGACUCGGGCCAUGCCCCAGAGGCAGUGUUUACAAUGGUUCCUUCUGUUGAUCCUGGGGGUAACAAGGUGAAUGGUGAAAUUAUGUACUCCAGCAUUCUUAAGAUCGUUGAGUUUGUUAACAAGUUCUUAGUCUUUCAAAAUAGUUCUUGGAUGUGCUGUUUCGGAAGAUUGACUUGGCCACGGAUGUCAGAUAUGAUUAUUUCCAAUUUUCUUUCCAAGGUUGUGCCUGAUGAUGCUUCCAAGCUGGCUGAGUUCCAAGAGGUCAGAAAACUAACAAUUGAUUUUGAGGCAGCUUUAAAGGAACUUGGGUUCAUAUCCCCAUCUGACAUCAAGGAUGAGAAACUAAGCAGAUUUGCUGACAAUGUUGAGGUUCACUUUGCAUCACGAAAGAAAGUUCAGAUUUUGUCUAAGGCCAGAAAUAUGCUUCUGCAAUCUAAUUUUAGUCUUCCUCAAGACUUCAUUAUGAAAAUUUCAGGGGUCCAUAAGGAACAACAUGCUGGAGAUAUCUCUAACUAUGUUGUUCUACUCUUCUCAUCUGAGAAAUGCGUGGUGUCUGAGGCAGCCAAACAGCUAAUGGAGCUUGUGCAUCAAACACUUAAGGAUGUAUGUUUGUUACCUCCAAAAGUUGGAUUGGAAUUCUAUCACGCUGCUAGAAAAGCUUUAGUUCUUUAUGAAGCUAUCAUACCUGUGAAGCUUCAAAGACAGCUGGAUUCCAUCAACCAGGCUGCUGUUCUGAUUCACAAUGACUGCCUCUACCUAUCUCAGGAGAUUCUUGGGCUUGCAUUUGAGUAUCGCCCAUACUUCCCCAGUUCUGUGAAAGAACAUGUGAUAUUUAUUGAUUUGGCUCCCAGAUUCCAGCUCAUGGCCGAAGAUGUUUUGAAGCGACAAAUUCAGCUUGUCCUUCAUAAUUUGAAUCAGGCUGUUGAUGGAGCUGAUGGAUUUCAAAAUACCCACCAGAUCAAACAAUUUGAAUCAGCCAAGUUUUGUAUAGACCAGGUAUGCAAUCGCUUCUAUUUCCUUCCUCUUCUCCAUUUUUGCCAUAGUUUAUUUUCAAGACACCUUAAAUUUCUUCAGGUUGCUUUCAUUAUUGAGAAAGUGCACAUCAUUUGGGAGCCUCUCUUACUUCCUUCAAUCUACGAGAAGAGCAUGACCAUGAUUUUAGAAUCUGUAUUCUCAAGAAUUGUAAAAGAGAUACUUCUGUUGGAUGAUAUGGCAGCUGAAGAAACUCUGCAGCUUCAAAGACUCAUCCAUUUGCUAUUUGAGCAUCUCUCGUCUUUAUUGGAGCCCCUUUUGGCCUUUGACCGCACAGGAAGGACACAAGAUGGCCAGAAUGACACCGAUUCUUUUAUAUUAUCCAUUCGGAAGCUCAGAAAAUUGGCAGAACUUCUGGACAUGCCUUUGAAGUCGAUUACUGAGGCAUGGGAGAGUGGCGAACUUUCUGACUGCAAUCUAACAUCAUCCGAGGUGGAAGAUUUUAUAAGGGCCAUCUUCACGGAUUCGCCUCUGAGGAAAGAAUGCUUAUUCAGAAUUGAGAACUCGAAUAUGAGGUAA
Striga hermonthica is the source of this 2364-nucleotide messenger RNA. Lineage: Eukaryota; Viridiplantae; Streptophyta; Magnoliopsida; Lamiales; Orobanchaceae. The record is from the annotation of a GenBank genome assembly.